This is a messenger RNA of Mirounga angustirostris (Northern elephant seal), 3709 nucleotides long. It is a transcript of the gene ZNF146, whose product is annotated as zinc finger protein 146. The record is from RefSeq and is a predicted model, not a curated record. The transcript is spliced from 5 exons. Lineage: Eukaryota; Metazoa; Chordata; Mammalia; Carnivora; Phocidae. Gene Ontology annotation, molecular function: DNA-binding transcription factor activity, RNA polymerase II-specific; RNA polymerase II cis-regulatory region sequence-specific DNA binding. The coding region runs from base 1412 to 2290 and encodes 292 amino acids. Gene Ontology annotation, biological process: regulation of transcription by RNA polymerase II. Gene Ontology annotation, cellular component: nucleus.
GGCCGCGUCGCGGAGACUUCUGGGAGUGCUCGCUCGCCCUCGGAGUGCGCAGGCGCAGCGCGCCGAGUGGACAUUUUGGUCUUUGUCCGCGGGUCAGUCCGGCCCCUGGGUCCACGUGGCGCGAAAGUAGGAGGGCUACUUCCUUGUGUACCUGGAAACUGCACCUGCCUCAUCAUUCAGAAGGCCUGGAGGCCCCAGGGCUCAGCCUGAGUUCUAGGAUGGUACUUUGGCCCCCAGCAUUAACAUUCUAGUGCUGUGUCAUUUCCCCAAAAGCAGGUUAUAAACUGACCAAACUGUAUGUGAUCCUCUGUUGAAUAAGAAGACACUCUGGAUGGUGGAGAACAAAGUGGAAAGGAAAUUUGUUCAGGUCCUACUUAUCAUUUAAACAUGUUCCUCUUUUGUUGAUCUCCCCUUCGACCAUCCUGUUUCACAUUUUCAUGGAAAUUCAAAAGUCCUGAAUUUUAUUUAUUUGACAGAGAGAGGGAACACAAGCAGGGGGAGUGGGAGAGGGAGAAGCCGGCUUCCCGCUGAGCAGGGAGCCCGAUGCGAGGCUUGAUCCCAGGACUCUGGGAUCGUGACCUGAGCCGAAGGCAGAUGCUUAACGACUGAGCCACCCAGAAGAAGCCUGAGAAGAUGAUGAGCAGCUAGAGAGGCAACAAGACUUGGGAAGGAAGUUGCAUCCAUCUCCAGUAAAGACUGAGGAAAAACAAAAAGCAGUGAAUAUAAGAAAAUUGGAAAAAUACUUCCUCUGAUCUCAGACAUUAUAUCUUUUAAGGGCAACAUCUUUUUCAACUUACCUAGAAAGAAUUUGAAACACAGUUUAGCUUAUAAUCAUGAGGGAAGUUGUGUAGGAAGGAAUCAUCAACUUCAUUUAGUUUGGAAAUCCUGCCACAGCUUAUUCUUUAUGGUAAUAACCCCCUUUAAGUGUAAGUCAGUGUGGAAAUGCCUUAGUUAAAAAAGUUUGAACGCUUUCUGAAAACAGAGCAUUCAUACUGGCGAGAAACCCUAUGAAUUUACUGAUGUGGGAAAACUUUCACUCACAUGUCACACCUCAUUAAAUGUAGAAGUCAGGCUGGAGAGAAACCCUGUUCUAAGGAAUACUGAGGAGCCUUUAGCUAGAUGACAGAUCUCAUUGAGCAGAAGAAAACUUUUACUGGAGAGAAACCAGUGAAUAUAACAAAACCUCAUUGAGCAUUAGAAAAUUUAUACUUGGAGACAAAGCUUGUAAUGUACUGUGUAUUAUAAAGUUUUCUCUUGAAUUUUAUCCCUUUACAUUUGAAAGGUCAUACACACAGAGAAGCCCUUCAAAUGUAAGAAAUGUGGAAAUACCUUCAGCCAAAAGUAAAUCCUCAUUCAUCAAAAAAUUCAUACUGCAGAGAAACCUUGUGAAUGUGGGAAAGCUUCCAUUCAGAUGUCACACCUCAGUCAGCAGAGAAUUUGUAGUGGGGAAAACCCCUUUGCUUGUAAGGUAUGUGGGAAAGUCUUCAGCCACAAAUCAAAUCUCACCGAGCAUGAGCAUUUUCAUAAUAGAGAGAAACCUUUUGAAUGUAAUGAAUGUGGAAAAGCCUUUAGCCAAAAGCAGUAUGUCAUUAAACAUCAGAACACCCAUACUGGAGAGAAGCUUUUUGAAUGUAAUGAAUGUGGAAAAUCCUUCAGCCAGAAGGAAAACCUCCUUACCCAUCAGAAAAUUCACACUGGAGAGAAACCUUUUGAGUGUAAGGAUUGUGGGAAAGCUUUCAUUCAGAAGUCAAACCUCAUCAGACACCAGAGAACUCACACGGGAGAGAAGCCUUUUGUAUGUAAGGAGUGUGGAAAAACCUUCAGUGGCAAGUCUAACCUUACUGAGCAUGAGAAAAUUCAUAUUGGAGAGAAACCCUUUAAAUGUAGUGAAUGUGGAACAGCUUUUGGCCAGAAGAAGUACCUCAUAAAACAUCAAAACAUUCACACUGGAGAGAAACCCUAUGAAUGUAAUGAAUGUGGAAAAGCCUUCUCUCAACGAACAUCGCUUAUUGUACAUGUGAGAAUUCAUUCAGGUGAUAAACCUUAUGAAUGCAAUGUAUGUGGAAAAGCCUUCUCUCAAAGUUCAUCUCUUACUGUGCAUGUGAGAAGCCAUACAGGUGAGAAACCCUAUGGUUGUAAUGAGUGUGGGAAAGCUUUCUCUCAGUUCUCAACCCUUGCUCUGCAUUUGAGAAUACACACAGGUAAGAAGCCUUAUCAAUGUAGUGAAUGUGGGAAAGCUUUUAGCCAGAAGUCACACCACAUUAGACAUCAGAAAAUUCAUACUCAUUAAAAACCAUGUAAAUAUCUUAAAAAUUGGAAAGCAUUGACUAAGAAUUUAAGCCUCGUAGCACAUCAGAAAUAAUCAUGCUCAAGGAAAGUAUCACAAAUGAGGAAAACAAAAGCGAAAAACGUCCUGGACACCAGGGAAUUUAUACUGAAGAGAAAGACAUUUGUAUGAUAAAAAUCCUGCACCCAACAAAAAAGCUGAUGGUGCAGGUAAUGCUGAAACUUUAGAUGCAUUUCCACUAAAAUUGGGAAUGGGAAACAUGCUUCUUAUUGCUGUCUGCAUAGAUCUGGAGAUUUUCACCAAUGUAAUAAAAAAAUAAGUUGUAAGUUUUGGAAAGGAAGAGACUUUUAUAUUGAUUUAGCAGAACAGAAGAGAUUCUGGAAACACCUAUGCAUUUAUUAGAAUUUAGACUAUGAUAGAAAUGGCAAUGGGAGGUGAGAAGAUAAUGAGACUAUGUAAACAAUGAUUUGGAGGUAAUCUGUUCUCCAAGGAAAAAAACAAACUAUGAACUAUAUAUACACCAAGGUAAGAUCCAAGAAGAUAAAAACAGGAAUAUGAAAAAGCUACAUACUGAAAUGGUUAUGACCUUGGGAGUAGGGAAACAUUCCUUAUAACAAGUUUAAGAAUACCUAGAAAUUCUGAGUUUGUAUGCUUAGGAAAUAUAUACCAGUCUAUUUACUGUGGCAUGAUUUGUAGUAGCCAUAAGUUGGAAACAACUUAAAUGCCCAUCGGGAACAAAAUGGAAAAUACUUAAUGAUGAAAGACUGUAUAUCUGUAAAAUUUAACAAGCAAGAUCUACAUGUAUUACAGAGAAAGAUCUCAAAAAUCAUGUUGAAGGGGGAAAAUGAAGUUGCAGAAUAACACAUAUAUUACAAUGACAUUUUUGUAAAUUUUAAAACUUUUCUCACAAAAUUCAGUACUAUGUAUUGGUAAUGGAUACAUAUAUGUAUGUAUGUUUUUAAAAUGUUUUUGAAAUGGAUUGGAAGAUACAGACCAAACUCUUGAUAGUGGUUGCUUGUGAAGAGUGGAGAAGGGAAAGGGGAUGAGUGUGGGAGGGAUGGGAUGGGGACUGUUUAAAGGGACUUCAAUUUUAUAUAUAAACAUCCAUUUCUCUUAAAAAAGACUGCAAGUAAAUAUAUCAAAAUACUGGAUAAUUCUGGAUUGUGGUAUAUGGAUAUCUUGUCUUAUUUUUUGUACUUUUCUGUAUUUUUAAAUUUUCUCAAAAUUAAUAAGAAUGGGGGUGAGGAUGGGAACACUGUACCUGUAGAAAUCAUGUUCUAAUGGAUUCAUUCCCAAUCAAGUACUAAACUUUUUAUAGAAAAUAUUUCUAAAAUUUUAUCAAUAAUGAGUGGAUGGACUUGCUCUCUAUGUAAUACGAAAUUAUCUAUUUUAUUAAAAUUAAAAAUGACAGCAUAAUCCAAA